This is a messenger RNA of Cannabis sativa, 2150 nucleotides long. RefSeq lists its product as uncharacterized. Gene Ontology annotation, biological process: proteolysis. Gene Ontology annotation, molecular function: cysteine-type peptidase activity. The record is from RefSeq and is a predicted model, not a curated record. The transcript is spliced from 4 exons. NCBI's taxonomy places the organism in Eukaryota, Viridiplantae, Streptophyta, Magnoliopsida, Rosales, Cannabaceae. Bases 54 to 2045 code for a protein of 663 amino acids.
UUGUUGAAGGAGUGCUUCUAUCUAGGGCUGAGGGUGUUUACAUAUGGUCGGAUAUGCUGAAGUUGGUAGAAAACGAGGAGAAGUUCUUCGAAUAUCCGUGGGGCCUUCUUUCAUAUCAGAAGUUGUUGUCAUCCACAGCCAAAAGUAUGACUGACCUGAGGAAGAACUACCUUGAUAAAUCUACUAAGGAUAAGAAGAAAGGGAAGAAGGAGAAAAAAAUUACUCAACCAGAGGCGAAGUACAAUGUCUACGGAUAUGCACCGGCGCUACAAUACUGGGCCUUUGAGGUGAUGCAGGAUUUGGGGAAGAAGUACGGGCAGUGCAGAGGGACUAGAUUCCCUCGAAUGUUGAAUUGGAGCACCCCCAACACAGUUACGAAACAUGAUGUCAAGCAACCUGAUGUCGCUACCCUAUUCGAGAAGAGGAUGGUUGUUCUUCAAAUUCUGUAUCCUAGGAAUUGGGAGGUGGACUAUUGGAAGAGCAAUUGUGAGGGUGAGGUCCCCACGGUGGAAAUGGGGUUGGAUGAGGUCGAAGAAACGCAAGUCGGGGCGCAAGAUUCGACCGCAUUCCAGACCCAAGCCGAACGGGUGGCGGAUUAUGUGAAAAAGUCCAAAAUUAUUCCACCAUCCCCACCCAAAGAAGCACCAGACGCCUCCACAUCUGCCACCGUGCCCCCAACGCCUGCCACUGUGCCCCCAAGCUCUGCUCCAGCCAAUGACUCGAACUACCUCUUGUUGGCUAAGAGGUUGGAGAAGGUAGAAGCGCAACAAGUUGCGAUUCUCACUGCCCAGACUGAGAUGAAGGCUGACUUCAAGAGAAGUCAGAAAGAGAUGAAGAAUCUUAUCAUGGAUCAAAUUGCGACCGUGAUAAGUUUGUUACAGAAGCAGCCUUCGGAGCCGACACAACCAUCAGGGCCGGCACAGCAAUCAGACCCCACACCAUCAGACACGGCAGAGCCAUUACAGACGGUACAUCCAUCACCGCCGACAUAUGAUGAUGAUGAUGAUGUCUACCCAGAAGAUUGGCAACCUGACGCAUGUGACGUUCCUUCUACUCCUGCAAACGCCAUUGUCAUUUCGCUGGGUGAUACUGAAUCUCAGGAUGUGGAAGAGUUGCAGGGGCCACCAGAUGGAGUGGAGUUCUGUAGGCUUAGGCGAAAGCGCAAGCCGGUUUUCUUGAAUGACUACACUGCUGGGAAGAAGAAACAACGACAAGGGCCCGUGGUAGUAGACACCCUGAAACCGGCGGACGCCCGGCUGUUAAAAUUUUUCCAGAAGUGGAUCACUUAUGCUAGGGACAAUGGCCGUCCUAGGGAUGUUCACACUGGCGAAGCCACUAGAUCGUGGUUCGUGAAGUUGAUGGUGCUCAACGAAUGGCUCGAAGAUGCUCAAAUUGAUGCCAUGGCGCACUUAUUGAGAAGAAGACGGACCCUGUACCCGGAAGUCUACACCCGAAAAGGUGUAGUUUUGGACACAUCUGCUCCACAGUUCUUUUCCAUGUUUUGGAAUAUGUGUGAGGGUGACAGGAGCAAGAUCAAAUGGGAUGAGAGCGUCAUGAGCUACGUGCAGGGGAUACCGCACAGAUACUUGCCAUGUUGGGAGAAGCAGGAGUACAUAUACUUUGUGUUGCACCUUCCCAAAGAGCGCCACUGGGUGGCAGUUGAGGUGGAUAUCGAGAACUGGGAGAUCAUUGUAUAUGAUUCCGAUAUCGGUGCCACCGUUGAGGCAGCCAUGGAGUCAUAUUUGAAGCCUUACAGCGAGCUCUUUGCAAAUCUAAUUCGAGAUAGCGGUUAUUUCCAAUACAACAAUUAUGUACAUCCGGUGGAGUUGGGCGAUCUCAGUCAGCUCCUACCCCUCCAUUAUAGACGAGCUACCUCGGAGGUUGUACCACAAACGAACGGCAGUGGCAAUUGUGGAGUGUAUGCCAUGGAGCACAUUGAGCACUUGAUGCUGGAUCGUUCGUUGGAGCAUGUGCAUGAUGAUAACAUGCUCACCUUUAGACAUAGGUGGUGUGUGGACCUAUUUUACCAGAACUUAACGUGGUAGUUUUUUGUAGGUUUUUGCAAUGUUAAUCUUGUACACAUAAACUCCCCUUUUGUAAUUGUAUUAUAAUCUCACCAAAUUUAUAUAUAACAAGUAAAUUUAAAGCUA